AUGCCGGAAUCAAGAAACUCCGGUGACAGCCAAAGAAACUCCGAGGUUGUCAACAUCGAAGAAGAUGAACAUCACGACGAAAUCUCUUAUUCCCAACAAACACCCGAUUUACCAAUUCCCGAAAGCCAAAUCAUCGGUUUAAAGCGUCAUGAUUCCUUAGAUAUCGAGUCUGCUAAAAUUCACAGCCACCACCGUCACAACGACACCAAAGAUUGGGGAAUGACACUAAGGCUAGCAUUUCAAAGCAUCGGGGUGGUUUAUGGCGACAUUGGGACGUCGCCAUUGUAUGUGUAUGCGAGCACUUUUAGCGAUGGAAUCAAACACGAAGACGACAUUUUGGGUGUUUUGUCCAUCAUAUUUUACACUAUUACGUUAAUUCCAGUAAUUAAGUACGUUUUGAUCGUAUUGCAUGCCAACGAUAACGGAGACGGGGGUACUUUUGCAUUGUACUCGAAAUUAUGUCGAUAUGCGAAGGUAGGUUUAAUCCCGAGCGAGCAAGCAGAGGACCGAGAGGUUUCCAACUUCCGACUUGAAUUGCCGGCCAAAAAUAAUGCAAUAUCGUCAAAGCUCAAGAAAAGUCUCGAGAGUAGUCGGUUCUCCAAGUUUUCUCUUUUGUUCAUCGCGAUGCUCGGGACAUGUAUGGUUAUCGGUGAUGGCAUCCUCACUCCCUCCAUAUCCGUUUUAUCAGCAGUAUCAGGGCUAAAGAAAGCAACAGAUACCAUGACAGAAAGGGUGAUCGUUGUGGUAUCGGUUGUUAUCUUAAUAACGUUAUUCGUGGUUCAAAGGUUUGGGACCGACAAAGUUGGCUACUCUUUUGCCCCGAUAAUUUGUGUCUGGUUCGGACUCAUUACCGUAAUCGGUAUCUACAAUUUCAUCAAGUUCGACCCUUCUGUCGCCAAAGCCAUAAACCCUAAAUACAUCAUCGAUUACUUCAAACGAAACAAAAAAGAUGCUUGGAUUUCACUUGGAGGCACUGUCCUCGCCAUUACAGGAACUGAGGCGAUGUUUGCUGAUCUUGGUCACUUUUCGGUUAAAUCGAUACAAAUAAGCAUGGGUUGUGUCGUUUAUCCGGCCUUGAUCACAUCGUAUAGUGGUCAAGCUUCGUGGCUAAGAAAGCACAAAGACAAUGUAGCCGAUACGUUCUAUAAGUCGGCUCCGGAGGUCAUGUAUUGGUUGGUUUUUGUGAUGGCUGUUAUGGCGGCGAUUGUAGCAAGUCAAGCGAUGAUAUCCGGGACUUUCUCGAUCAUCAAACAGUCGCUCUCGCUCGGGUGCUUUCCUCGUGUUACAGUCGUGCAUACUUCGGCUGAGUAUGAAGGACAAGUUUUCAUACCGGAAAUGAACUAUCUUCUUAUGAUUGGUUGCGUUCUUGUCACCGUUACAUUCAGAACUACCGAAAAUAUCGGCCAUGCUUACGGUAUUGCGGUGAUAUUUGCGGAGACACUAACUUCGUUUUUCAUGGUGGUAAUGAUGCUCGUCAUAUGGAAAACGAACCUACUUCUCGUGGUCUUAUAUGUUCUUGUGAUUAGCUCCACGGAAUACAUCUAUUUAAGCUCGGUUUUGUACAAAUUCAGCGAAGGCGGAUACUUGCCAUUUUCAUUUGCAGUCGUGCUUAUGUUCAUAAUGUGCACUUGGAACUAUGUUUAUCGAGCAAAAUACAACUACGAGCUCGAUAACAAAGUGUCACAAGAAGUCAUAAAAGACGUGGUUUCGGGCUCAGAUAUCAGUCGUAUUCCCGGACUCGCAAUUUUUUACUCCGAGCUCGUCCAUGGCAUUCCCCCAAUCUUUAAACAUUAUGUCGACAAUGUGCCUGCUUUACAUUCAGUUCUCGUGUUCGUUUCCAUUAAGUCGUUGCCGAUAAGUAAGGUGGCGCCAGAAGAGAGGUUCUUGUUCCGAAGAGUGAAGCCAAAUGAGCUUUAUGUUUUUAGAUGCGUGGUGAGGUACGGGUACAUGGACGUACGCAACAAAAAGGAGUCGUUUGAGAAGAUUUUGAUCGAACACUUGGCGGAUUUCAUCGAAUCGAAUCAUGAAGUUUCUGAAGCACAACAUGAUUUGGUGGUAGUAGAAAACGCUUGGCGAGCGGGUGUGGUGCAUUUGGUGGGGGAGCACGAGAUCGUGUCGAGAUCGGGGUCGUCGAUUGGGAAGAGGUUCGUGAUCGAUUAUGUUUACCAUUUCGUGAAUAAGAACUCGAGGCAAAGCGAAAGCGUGUUCGAAAUUCCACAUAAAAGGAUGUUGAAGGUCGGAAUGACUUACGAGCUUUAA
Molecule: messenger RNA, 2259 nt
Organism: Cynara cardunculus var. scolymus (artichoke)
Lineage: Eukaryota; Viridiplantae; Streptophyta; Magnoliopsida; Asterales; Asteraceae
Product: potassium transporter 5-like
Exons: 7
Coding region: 1-2259 (752 amino acids)
Biological process (GO): potassium ion transmembrane transport
Cellular component (GO): membrane
Molecular function (GO): potassium ion transmembrane transporter activity
Source: RefSeq, a predicted model, not a curated record